This is a messenger RNA of Ctenopharyngodon idella (grass carp), 3795 nucleotides long. RefSeq names its product casein kinase 1, delta a (gene csnk1da). The record is from RefSeq and is a predicted model, not a curated record. Gene Ontology annotation, molecular function: protein serine/threonine kinase activity; ATP binding. Gene Ontology annotation, cellular component: nucleus; cytoplasm; spindle microtubule. The transcript has 10 exons. NCBI's taxonomy places the organism in Eukaryota, Metazoa, Chordata, Actinopteri, Cypriniformes, Xenocyprididae. Gene Ontology annotation, biological process: signal transduction; peptidyl-serine phosphorylation; regulation of circadian rhythm. Bases 441 to 1643 code for a protein of 400 amino acids.
GACGUCGCUGCAGUCGGCUGGAUUAUUCAUCUGAUGGAGCUUCUGUUGUAGAAGAUACACAGAGCAGUAAAUGGUAGAUCCAGGGCCAGCAGGGCAGGAAGGGAGGCGUUCUCUAAAUCCGACUUCAUCCUUUUUUAAACAGACUAUUUUCAGGGUAAAAGUUACUAGAGCAGAAAGUUCACACUUUACUCUUUUUAAUAAGCCUAAUAUUUUGAUAGUUACCGAUUCGGAAUGUUAGAAAACGAUUGGUGAAAAUUGGAUAGCUACUGUGAAGGGAAUUAGCAAGCUAGCAGGGGGAAUCUGGCUGGGAGAGACAGAAGAAUAGACGGAUAACAAAGAGCGGAUUUUCGUUUCUUUUAUCAAACACUCCGAACAUAUAUCAUUUAAAUUAUUCCCGUUAAAGCUAGCUUCAUCGCUAGCUUUGUAAUUAGCCAUUUACCAUGGAAUUGAGAGUAGGAAACCGAUACAGACUGGGAAGGAAAAUCGGCUCUGGAUCCUUUGGUGACAUUUAUUUGGGCACAGACAUCUCCGUGGGGGAAGAAGUAGCCAUCAAGCUAGAAUGUGUGAAAACGAAGCACCCACAGCUGCACAUCGAGAGCAAGAUCUACAAAAUGAUGCAAGGAGGCGUCGGUAUCCCAACAAUCAAAUGGUGUGGAGCAGAAGGAGAUUACAAUGUGAUGGUGAUGGAGCUGCUGGGACCCAGUUUAGAGGAUCUCUUCAAUUUCUGUUCUCGCAAGUUCAGCCUAAAGACUGUUCUUCUGCUGGCUGACCAGAUGAUCAGCCGAAUCGAAUACAUCCACUCCAAGAACUUCAUUCACAGAGACGUCAAGCCUGACAACUUCCUUAUGGGCCUGGGGAAGAAGGGCAACCUUGUUUACAUCAUUGACUUUGGCCUGGCCAAGAAGUACAGAGAUGCUCGCACCCACCAGCACAUCCCUUACCGCGAGAACAAAAACUUGACUGGCACUGCUCGCUACGCUUCCAUCAACACCCACUUGGGAAUAGAGCAAUCCAGACGAGAUGACUUGGAGUCUCUUGGCUAUGUGCUCAUGUACUUCAACCUGGGCUCUCUGCCAUGGCAGGGUCUGAAGGCUGCCACAAAGAGACAGAAGUAUGAGCGAAUCAGUGAAAAGAAAAUGUCCACUCCUAUUGAAGUCCUGUGCAAAGGAUACCCAUCUGAGUUUGCCACAUACCUCAACUUUUGCCGUUCCCUUCGCUUUGACGACAAGCCCGACUACUCUUACCUGAGACAGCUCUUCAGGAACCUUUUCCACCGGCAAGGCUUUUCAUACGACUACGUGUUUGACUGGAAUAUGCUCAAAUUUGGUGCAAACAGAGCGGCAGAAGAUCCGGAGAGGGAGCGAAGGGAUCGAGAGGAAAGAUUGCGGCAUGGGCGGAAUCCGGCUGCCCGUGGCAUGAUGCCUUCCAGCUCAGGUAGACCCAGAGGAACGCAAGAAGUAGCACCUCCCACACCCCUCACGCCAACCUCACACACAGGAAUGGAGCGAGAGAGGAAGGUCAGUAUGAGACUGCACCGCGGAGCCCCUGUCAACAUUUCCUCCUCUGAUCUAACUGGCCGACAGGACACCUCACGCAUGUCCACAUCACAGAAUAGCAUUCCCUAUGAUCACCACGGCAAGUAGAUGCUCGCCAUGUUCUGGUAUGAGAGACAGCAUUGGGCUCUUUCUCGCGUCACCCCAAGUGGCCUGCAGUCUGCCGUACCUCGAUGAGACCCUCCACAUGCCUCGAGAGCAGACCAACCACGGCCCUGAUCUGCACUAGGACUUCUCCAGCAGCCUCUAACCAUGUGAAAUCAACCUCAGCAAAUCAAAUCGAAACAGACUUCAUUUCCUCCUUCCUCUCAAUGCAAUUAAAUACACUUGAGAGUCACGCAAAACUUGAGAGAUGGACAGUUUUUAAUUUUCUUUUCUUCUUUUGGCACAUACACCACACACACAAACAUUUCCUCACAUACACACCUACACUACUCCAAAAAGACACCUGGGCACGUUAGUUGUGCUUGUUAACAUCACUUUCUGCCAGACAAUCGCUGGCGAGACGGGAGGGACGGGGCGGGGGGGGCGUGAUUCUCGGCCAUCGCUGCCUUUGACCCUCUGACACACACCAGGAGGAAAGGGGCCGUCCUCCUGCCGUCCAGAGGAAUCUUUGCAAAGCAGAGCGUCUUGGCUAAAGCCAUGUACCAUGGCUCUGAUAGUGUGGCUCACCCUCUCCUGUUGCAAAAAAUUACUUUUACACAGCUUGGAAUGCAGCUGUACUGAUAGCCAUUGACAUUUUGCUUACCGUAAUCUUUUAUUUUUGUCUUUUCGUUUAUGUACAACAGAGAUUAAAUUGAUUUCACACUGGCUACAGUCUUUUGCAGAUGAAUCUUAUCUUUUUGUUAGUUUAACAGCGUUAAGCUUAAUGAAACAUGCAGAAUUAUUAAAUAGAAUUGUUUGAAAGCCUGUUCGUAAAUGUGGCAGGAUGAAGACUGUGUCCUUUUUAUGUCUUUUUGUAGUUUAUUAUGCGGAAGGCCAGGUGGAGAAACAUACAGCAAUGGUUUGAGUAGUCAUAGCCACACAGUACCACCUUCACACCGUUACAGCUUUUUAGAUUUUUUUUUUUAUUUUUUUUAUUUACACCAAGCAACCUGGCCCUCUUUAUCAAGUCUAGUAGUUUUUGCCCAUUUUUUUUUAUUGCAUUCCCUAAAGCUUUUCUUUUGUUUUUCGAAAGCUGUGAAAUGCCUGUAUUGUAUAGUUGUUGAUGUUAUUAAUGUUGCUGUUUGUUUCUCUUUUUUACCCCCUGAACUAAGCUUUUACAGUAACGCAGGCACACGUGGUUGGGUCAAGACUGUUGGACAGUGUCACUAAAAAAAACAAUUAUAGCAGUUCAGGAAGUCUAAUAAUGAGAAAAGGGCUUCGUUUUUCUGACCAGAGGGUGUAAACUUUGAAAAACUCCUAUUUAUCUGAGAGGUUUGGGCAUAUGUUGAGACAAACUGGCACUUUUUCUUUUACCAUUUGUGUUUGGAUUUGGAAGGCCAGUUUGUCUCAUCGAGAGAACACCAGCCAUCAUUUAAGCCAUGCCUGAUUUCUUUUUGAUUUUCUUUUGACUGACACUUUUAACAAUUGAGAUGCAAGUUUUUGUUUUUCUUCAACUUUGUUUUCUGAGUAUUAACAAUGCUUUUAGUACUACUUUUCCUUUGUUUCAGAAGUGUGGUUCCUUGACUUACUGGUGCUAUAAGUCACAGAGGACAUGUGGAAGGGCGAGCUGCCUGUCCAUAUCAUUCAGCAUAGUAGAGCGUAGGCUUUUUCUGUAGUCAUGGGGUGGGGGGGCUAGUGGUGAAACUCAGAAAAUUCUGUUGUCAUGUAUAUAGGAUGUUUCUAGUGAUGGCAAAGUACCAUUUUUUUUCAUAGCCACUGUCUGUGUGUGUGUAUCGUGAGUAUGGGGAAAAGGCUAGUGCUUAGAGAGGUGAGAGGGACUUUGUUCAUUCUAGAUUUGAUAAGUUAGUAAUUUUCUCUCCACUGGUGGUCUCACAGAAACAGCCGCUCCAGUACUGGUGGUGUUUAAACGUAGGCACAAGUACACUUUGUCGGGGAUCGAGCUAUUAUGGAUUUCUCUAUUUCAUUUUUCUGGUUCAUUCUACACAUGACUGCUUGGCCAGUCCUUCUGCAUCACACUGUGCUGUAUCAGGUGGAAUUAUAGAAAUCUUCCUUCACUGGAAGAUUUUUUUUCCUCAUUUGUAUUGCCACUGUAUUUGUGUAUUUUAAAAUGUGUAAAUAAAUUAAUAAGUACUUGUAA